CGCCGCGCAGCUACCGCCCAGCACCCCCGGGCGUUCACACUCAGCGACCCGCUCCUGCGGCUUCCCCCAGCCACACGGUUUAGCUAGCCGGUGUAGAGAGAAUAUUUCCUUCAUUUGGACUAGUUCAUUCAAAGUUGAGAAACUGCUUGGGAUUUGAAAAAAGAGGAAAGUUGGGCUUCUCUUCCAAGCUAUGAAUAAAAACCACAUGCAAGAAGAUGAGAUUUACUCAUUCUAAAACCAUGAAUGCUACUGGACCACGUUUUUCAAAGGUAUUUCAGCACCUAAAGAUGCACGACCAGGAUUUUUGACUGCUAGGGGUGAAGUGACCUCUUAAAUGGAACAAGGAUAAGAACCUUGUAUCUUUGAUCUCCGGAGCCCUGAGAAAAUGGAGAGCCUUAGAGGCCCCUAUACAGAUGACGCAAUUGCGAGAGAAAGCGAAGAGGAGAAUCCUCAGCUGAAGCUAGACACAGAAAAGAAACUAGACACAUAUGCUCUCCCCAUUAACUGUCGGAGGCCACACGGCAGAGAAAAUCACUAUCAAUGUACAGAAUGUAGGAAAAGCUUCAGUGUUCAUUCGGCGCUGAUCAAACACCACAGAACCCACACCGGAGAGAAACCCUAUCAGUGCAGUGAAUGUGGGAAAAGCUUCAGUGUAAGCUCGACGCUGGUUACUCAUCAGAGGAUCCAUACAGGGGAGAGGCCCUACAAAUGUGUGCAGUGUGGGAAGAGCUUCAAUCAAAGCUCACACCUCACUCAGCAUCAGAAGAUCCACAAGGGAGAGAAGCCAUGUACAUGUACUGAAUCUGGAGAAGGCUUUACUGACAGCUCAAUGUGCGUGAAACAUCCAGGACUGCAUGCUGGAGUGGGGCCCUAUAAAUGUGCUGAAUGUGGAAAAAGCUUCAAUCGGAGCUCCACUCUCUACAACCACAACAGGAUCCAUACGGGAGAGAAACGCUACAAAUGUGAUGAGUGUGGGAAAAGCUUCAGUGUGAGCUCCAACCUCAUCAGGCAUCAGAAAAUCCACACAGAGCAGAGACCCUAUAAGUGUCUUGAAUGUCGUAAGAGCUUCAGCCUGAGCUCAGAUCUGGAAGCGCAUCGGAGGCUUCACCUGGGAGAGAAACCCCACAAAUGUUCUGAGUGCGAGAAAAGCUUUGAUCAUGAGUCACAGCUCCUGAAACAUCAGCGAGUUCACGCUGGGGAAAACUCAUAUGAAUGUGUGGAGUGUGGGAAGAGCUUUAGUAGGAAGGGGAACCUCCUGAGACACCAGGAGAUCCACACUGGGGACAAACCCUACCAGUGUAAUGAAUGUGGGAAAAGCUUCAGCCGGAGUUCAUCGCUCAUGCAGCAUCAGCGGAUCCACACUGGAGAGAAACCCUACAGCUGCAUCGAAUGUGGCAAGAACUUCAGCUUUAGCUCCCAGCUCACCACCCACCAGCGGAUCCACACAGGGGAGCGGCCCUACAAAUGUAACGAGUGCGGGAAAAGCUUUGUGGAUAGCUCAGGUCUCAUUCAGCAUCGGAGAAUUCACACGGGAGAGAAGCCCUACCAAUGCACAGAGUGCGGAAAGAGAUUCCGGCAGAACUCGGUGCUGAUUCAGCACCGGAGAACUCACACUGGUGACAAGCCUUUCGAGUGUGGGGAGUGUGGGGAACGCUUUAGCCAGAGCUCCACGCUGAUCACACAUCAAAGGAUUCACACCGGGGAGCGGCCUUACCACUGCAGCGAGUGCGGGAAGAGCUUCAGCGAGAGCUCGCACCUCACGCAGCAUAGGAGAAUCCACACGGGGGACAAGCCCUACAAGUGUGGUGAGUGUGGGAAGAGCUUCAUUCAGAGCUCGCAGCUCACCACCCACCAGAGGAUCCACACAGGAGACAAACCCUACCAGUGCCACACCUGUGGGAAGAGCUUCAGCGACAGCUCGGCGCUCACCCAGCAUCAGAGAGUCCACACGGGGGAGCGACCAUACCAAUGCACAGAAUGUGGGAGGAGCUUCAGCCAGAGCUCGGCCCUGGUGCAGCACUGGAGGAUCCACACUGGAGAUAAGCCCUAUGAGUGCACCGAGUGCGGGAAAACUUUCAGCCAGAGCGCAGGGCUCACUCAGCACCGGAGCACCCAUGCAGGAGAGAGACGGCGCAUGUCUCAGCGAUUCACUUGUCAUGUGACCGGGGCCUUGCAAUUUCCUGCAGUGGGUUUUCCUGCUAUAUCCAGGGUAGCAAGUGGCGGCUGUCGCAGGCUCUUGGGAACAUCCACGUCCAGCCCUGGGUUUACUUUAGCAGAAGAUCUUGUGAGCUGGAUUCAGAUAUCACUUUCCCAUCUGAGACAGCAAGUGAGAGUUGUGAGUAAAAUUAAGAAGGGCAUUCAUCUUCAGGAAGGUCCUGGGAAAAUGGAAACACGUAGUGCAUUGUCGAGAAGAUUUAAAGGGAAUAUUUCCAAGAAUCCUGACCAAACAGAAGCUUGCAAGAGUCAGGAGAAGUCAAAAAAUGAAAUCAGAAAAUCUCCUCGGACGAGACAGAGAAAUUCCCCUUCCCAGGAAGUAAGUGUCAGGCAAUCUGAAGAUGAUGAUCACACUGAAGAUAAACCAAACACAUCCGAUUGUGAGAAUGACUCUGUUUUGAGCCCAGGCCUCUCUGGGCAAGAAACAGCGCACACAGAAGAGAAACCCUAUCAGUGUUCUGAAUGUGGGAAAAGCUUCAGUCGAAACUCCUACCUUACUCAGCAUCAGAGAAUCCAUGUGGCAGAGAAACCCUUUGGUUGUAGUGAAUGUUUGAAAAGCUUCAUUCGGAAUUCAGACCUGGUUAAACACCAGCGAAUCCACACAGGAGAGAAGCCUUAUCAGUGCAAUGAGUGUGAGAAAACCUUCAGUCAGCGAUCAAAUGUUAUCAGACACCAGAGAACCCACACGGGUGAAAAACAUUACAAAUGUAAAGAAUGUGGGAAGAGCUUCAGUCAGAAGUCACACCUCAUCGUACACCAAAGAAGCCACAAGGGUGAAAAGCCCUACCGUUGUACUAGAUGUGAGAAACACUUCAGUGAUUGCUCAUCGCUUAUUAUACACCGGAGAAUCCACACAGGGGAGAAACCUCAUCAAUGUAAAGAAUGUGGGAAAAGGUUCCGUGACAGCUCCGCCAUCAUCCGACACCAGCGAAUCCACACAGGAGAGAAACCCUACAAAUGUGGUGAUUGUGGAAAGAGCUUCGGACAGAGCUCAUCACUUAUUACCCACAGAAGAACCCACACAGGAGAAAAGCCCUACAAAUGUUCUGUGUGUGAUAAAAGCUUCAGUCAGAGCUCGGCACUUGCGAGUCAUCACCGAAUCCAUACAGGAGAAAAUCCCUAUCGAUGUUCUGAAUGUGGGAAAACCCGGAGUGAGCGUGCUGCACUUAUUUCACAUUGGAGUGUCUACACACCAGGAAAACCUUACAAGUGUGCUGAAUGUGGAGAAAGCUUUAGACGGAGCACAGCACUUAAUGUGCAUCUGAGAAUCCACAGAGGGGAGAGACCAUAUACAUGUGAUAAAUGUGGGAGAACCUUCAGACAGAGCUCAGCACUUGAUGUGCAUUCACGAAUCCACACGGGAGCAAGACCCUAUAAAUGUAGUGAAUGUGGGAAAACCUUCAGACAGAGCUCAGCACUUAAAGUGCAUUUGAGAAUCCACACAGGAAAGAAACCCUAUAAAUGUAUUGCAUGUAGGAAAAGUCUCAGUUUGCGUUCACAUCCAGUAUAGCAGGGGUCUCCAAACCAUGACUCGUGAACUGCAUGCCACUCUUUUACAGUUUAAAGUGUAGCUCGCAGAUCCCCCUCUCCCCAUUCUCCACCUACCAGACUUGGGGGGAAGCUCGAGACCUCUGCCUUGCAGCAGGGUGGUGGGGUAGGGCCUUCUUCCCAGUGGGGAGGGGGUCUCAGGGCUUCAGCCCUGUGGGGCCUGCCUGCUGGGGUUUAGGGCUUCAGCAGGAGUGGGGUUGAAGCCCCAAGCCCCGUAAGAUGCCACCCGUGGGGCUGAAGCCCAGAGCCCCAGCAGGUGUGUCCCGAUUCUCAAACUUCUGAAGAUUGUCAAAUGUGGCUCAGAGGGUCAAAGUAAGUUUGGCCACCCCAUAGUAUAGGAUUAGAGUGGCCAUAUGGAAUAGAAAGCAGUGGCAGACAUUGGUUGUUUGGGGUGUAUAAAAAGGAGUGAGGCCCAGAUUCACAAAGGAGCCUAAGUUUCAGUUUUAGGCACCAUUACAAUCCACAAAACCCCCAGUAAGCUGCUGCUUAACUCUGCAGCACCUGAUUGAUUUAACACUUACAUUUUCACUGUAACCAUCUCCUAGUCACAUAAGUAUUGGCCUCUGGGAAUGCACCCUGCCCCCUCACUGUAAGCAUCUGGACACUUAAGCACCAGCGUGAUGCUCAGACCAGAGGAAGUUGGGUGAUCCUCCUGCCUUGCCUGCAGAGCCCAGGCCAGUAGGCAUGUUCUGAGCACAGCUAGCAGAUUUACAUUCAAAAUCCUGAUGGAGGAGGAGGAGGAGCCUCCUGCCCAUAACUUUUAGCCUAGUGGUUAAAAUGCUUACCCAGGAACAAGUGGAACAGCUUCAACAUGAGAGACUGAGGAAGCCCCACAUCGGAAUUAAGGGUGUAAAAUAAACUGUUAACCAGUAAGCAUUAGUCUUACCAGAUAAUCCACCCUAACCGUUGCCCCAGCUGCAGCCCCAGGCCAGCGUGAGCAGCCACAGCCUCUCUCCCUUUAAUCAGUUAACUGACUAAAUGAUAUAAUUUUAAUCAUUUAAGUGGUUAACUUUUUAAACAAUAUUUACAUCCCUAAUCAGAAUAUCCCAUAGCCCAGUGGUUUGGGCAUUUUCCUCAGAGACAGGAGAUCCCUGUUCAAAUACCUUUUUCCUUUCAGGCAGAGAAGGGGCAUUGAGCUGGGCAUGAGUGGAAAAGACCUGGCUGUUGGACUAAUUAUUUUGAUAUCGGAGCGAGGCGGUUGAUGCUAGACUGGAGUAUUCUGGAAAGAAUGAGUGAAUUACUUGUGGGGAGCUGAGUGCUGGUGGAGUGGGUUGUUUUACGGAUUGUGCAGAAGAGGUGUAAUGCGGAUCUGAGGGAUGGGGUGUUGGGUGCUGGAUAAUUUGGGGAUUAGAAGUGGGAAUUUGUGGUAGAAUAGAAAGGGAGAUUUUUUUUUUUUUUUUAGAUUUUAUCUUAUUUUCUUUAGGUACAAGAAGGUUAAAAUAAUAAUUUCCAGAUUGGGCCUCAGCCAUACCUUCAGUUUAUUACGAAUUGUAAGCAGUCCUGGGGAUGUCAUCUCUUUUUAAACUGUUGAUAGCAAAGUAAUGUGUUUUUGGUGACUCUCACCUGGUAACUUCACCAGGUUUUAGACAAGGGAUUUGGGCUGUUUCCUUUCUUUGAUCUUAAAGAUAUGCAGCUCUAUCUGUUUCUUUUCUUCCUCUUUCCGAGAGAUUUAUGGUAGGACUUCAGAGUUAUGAACUGACCAGUCAACAACACACCUCAUUUGUAAGCAGAAGUACAUAAUCAAGCAGCAGCAGAUGGGGGAAGCAAGUACAGUUCUGUGCUAAACGUAAACUAUUUAAAAAGGGGAAAACAGCAUUUUUCUUCUGCAUAGUAAAGCUGUAUUAAGUCAAUGUGCCGUUGUAAACUUUAUGGUGGUUCUUUCAAAAGUUUUGUUCAGAGGUACGACAACCUCCAUUCCCAAGGUGUUCAUAACUGUGAUGUUCUACUGUGUUCAGUUCAAAGGAUUUUUACCUCCAUAAGCAAAAAUCAGGAGAGACACUCAAGUCAGAAGUGAAGUGGCUGCUCUCAAAGAGGAUGGAUACAUAGCACUCACUGCGAAAGUGUUUAUCUCUAUCUUUUCCUCCCUGGCAACAUCUCCAGAAUUGUCUCUUCGCAUUGAAACACCUUUAGCAUGUAGAGCGGAAGACUAACAAAACCUGGGCAAUAAUGUAACCUUCUCAUUUAAACAAAACAAAAGAAGCUUUUGGAUGUUCUGGCUAGGCCCAUUUCACAAACUGUUUCCAGUUUUCUAGUCCUUUUGGUAAUGUGAUACUUUUGUUCCUUUAAUUAAUGCUAGUAAAAUAUUUUUAACAUAUAAAGCACCGCAUAAUUGCUAGCAAUCAUUACUUUCAUUACUAUGUUAAUGUUUCCAUAUUACAUAAAACCUCUCUGUAUUGUAUAUUACUAUUAUUGUUGCACUAUACUGUCAACAGUGUUUCUAUAUUAUAUAAAUCCUCUUUUUUCCCUAU
This is a messenger RNA of Gopherus flavomarginatus (Mexican gopher tortoise), 6230 nucleotides long. RefSeq names its product zinc finger protein 271-like. Bases 386 to 3724 code for a protein of 1112 amino acids. Gene Ontology annotation, cellular component: nucleus. Gene Ontology annotation, biological process: regulation of transcription by RNA polymerase II. The transcript has 7 exons. NCBI's taxonomy places the organism in Eukaryota, Metazoa, Chordata, Testudines, Testudinidae. The record is from RefSeq and is a predicted model, not a curated record. Gene Ontology annotation, molecular function: DNA-binding transcription activator activity, RNA polymerase II-specific; RNA polymerase II cis-regulatory region sequence-specific DNA binding.